GGGCCGGCAUUCUUAGUCAUGGACCAAUCAUUACUUUAUUUGUUGGGUCCAUUGAGCUUUCUUAUAUCCUUUCUCUUUAGUAUCACUUCAAUGCCAUAAUCCUCACCAAAGUUUUGGACUCUGAAAAUGGGAACCACUUUAGCUGCAAAAACUCUCUCUGCUUUUCUAUGGCUUUUCUUCUAUGCCACACUCGUUUCUUCCAAAUACAUCAGGUACAAUACCGGCGCUACUAUUGUGCCAGGAAAAUUGAACGUUCACCUGGUUCCACACUCCCAUGAUGAUGUUGGUUGGCUCAAAACCGUUGAUCAGUACUAUGUUGGAUCAAACAACAGUAUCCAGGGGGCAUGUGUUGAGAAUGUGCUGGAUUCGGUGGUUGUGUCUCUUCAGAAAGACCCAAAUAGAAAGUUUGUGUUUGUCGAAAUGGCCUUUUUCCAUCGAUGGUGGGUGGAACAAAGUCCAGAAACACAAGAAGAAGUGAGAAAGCUUGUGGAUGCGGGGCAGUUAGAAAUCAUAAACGGUGGUUGGUGCAUGCACGAUGAAGCUGCAACGCAUUACAUAGACAUGAUUGAUCAAACCACUUUGGGCCAUCGAUUUAUCAAGGAUGAGUUUAACAAGACUCCCACCGUUGGAUGGCAGAUUGAUCCAUUUGGACACUCUGCUGUGCAGGCUUACCUCCUUGGAGCUGAGCUUGGGUUUGAUUCUGUACAUUUUGCAAGAAUUGAUUAUCAAGACAGGGCUAAGCGCAAAGCUGAUAAGUCUCUUGAAGUUGUUUGGCGUGCCUCCAAAACAUUUGGUUCUUCUGCUCAGAUUUUUGCCAAUGCUUUCCCUGUUCAUUAUAGUGCUCCAAAUGGUUUCAACUUUGAAGUCAAUAAUGUUGAUGUUAAUGUUGUUCCAGUGCAGGAUGAUCCUCUUCUUUUUGACUACAACGUUGAACAACGUGUCCAAGACUUUAUUGAAGCUGCUAUUACCCAAGCAAAUGUGACGAGGACAAACCAUAUAAUGUGGACAAUGGGUGAUGAUUUCCAGUACCAAUAUGCAGAGACUUGGUUCAAGCAAAUGGAUAAAUUAAUUCACUAUGUUAAUAAGGAUGGUAGAGUAAACGCUUUGUAUUCCACUCCAUCUAUUUACACCAAUGCCAAAAAUGCUGCUAAUCAAACUUGGCCUCUGAAAACUGAUGAUUACUUCCCGUAUGCUGAUAGUGCUAAUGCUUAUUGGACUGGCUAUUUCACCAGUCGCCCAGCCUUAAAGCGAUAUGUUAGAUUGGCAAGUGGAUACUAUUUGGCUACGCGUCAACUUGAAUUUUUUGCUGGAAAGCAAUCAGCUAAAUACAGUACUUUUGGUCUUGGAGAUGCUCUAGGAAUUGCACAACACCAUGAUGCUGUCAGUGGCACUGCCAAACAGCAUACAACCAAUGACUAUGCCAAACGACUGGCUAUUGGAGUCUCUGAGGCUGAAGCAGUUGUUAGUUCUUCCUUGGCUUGUAUUACUAGUAAGAAAUCAAAUGGUCAAUGUUCAGCACCUGCAUCGGCUUUUGCCCAGUGUCAAUUGUUAAAUAUCAGUUACUGCCCUCCUACAGAAGAUAACAUUCCAGACGCCAAGAGUUUGGUAGCUGUGGUGUAUAAUCCACUUGGAUGGAAACGUACUGAUAUUGUCAAAAUACCAGUUAAUGAUGCUAAUCUUGUUGUCCAAGACUCACUGGGCAAUAAUAUCGAAGUACAAUAUGUAGAUGUGGAUGAUGUUACAACAAAUUUAAGAAAUUUCUAUGUAAAGGCUUAUUUGGGGGUGUCACCAAAACAAGCCCCAAAGUACUGGCUUCUGUUUCAGGCGUCAGUACCUCCACUUGGAUGGAGCACGUACUUCAUUUCUAAAGCAACGGGAACAGGGUCCAGAACAAAAAACCUAUCUAACCUCGGCAGUCAGAGAGGUGACACCAUUGUCAUUGGGCCCGGAGAUUUAAAGAUGUCCUUUUCCUCAACCUCUGGACAACUCAAAAGGAUGUAUAAUUCUAGAACUGGAGUUGAUAUACCUAUUCAGCAAAGCUAUCUCUAUUAUGGAUCUAGUGAGGGUGAUAGUGAUCCUCAGGCGUCUGGUGCAUAUAUAUUCCGGCCUAAUGGAUCCCCUCCAACUAUCAUUUCAAGAUCAGUGCCCACCAAGGUAAUCCGCGGACCACUAGUUGAUGAAGUUCAUCAGAAAUUCAGCUCUUGGAUUUAUCAGGUUACUAGGCUUUACAAAGACAAAGACCAUGCUGAAGUCGAAUUCACUAUUGGUCCAAUUCCUACUGAUGAUGGAGUUGGAAAAGAGGUGGUCACACGAAUGACAGCAAAUAUGGCCACAAACAAGGAGUUUUAUACUGAUUCCAACGGCAGAGAUUUUCUCAAACGAGUUCGAGAUCAUAGGGAUGAUUGGCCCCUUCAAGUAACUCAACCAGUUGCAGGAAACUAUUACCCACUUAAUCUUGGAAUUUAUACCAAGGAUAAGAAAUCUGAGUUCUCAGUCUUAGUUGAUCGUGCCACUGGUGGGGCUAGCAUCAAAGAUGGUGAGGUGGAAUUGAUGCUUCACAGGCGUAUUCUUCACGAUGAUGGUCGAGGAGUUGGGGAAGCACUCGAUGAACAAGUUUGCGUGAACAAUAACAAAACAUGUGAAGGACUAACAGUCAGAGGAAAUUAUUAUAUCAGCAUAGACAAACUUGGAGCUGGUGCACGCUGGCGCCGUACAACUGGUCAAGAAAUCUAUUCGCCAUUCUUAUUGGCUUUUACACAUGAGAACUCGGAAAGUUGGAAGUCCUCACAUUGGACCAAAGGAACAAUCAUGGACCCAAAUUACAGCUUGCCCCCGAAUGUUGCUCUGAUAACUCUUGAGGAGUUGGAUGGUGGAGUUGUGCUUCUCCGUUUGGCACAUCUCUAUGAGGCAAGUGAAGAUGCUGAGUAUUCAACUCUAACCAAAGUAGAACUGAAGAAGCUGUUUGCCAAGAAAACGAUAAAGGAGUUGAAAGAGGUAAGUUUAUCAGCUAACCAAGAGAAGUCAGAAAUAAAGAGAAUGACAUGGAAGGUUGAAGGAGACAAUGGAGAAGAACCUCAAGGACUUAAGGGUGGCCCUGUCAGAAAUCCUAAUUUCGUUGUUGAGCUUGGCCCCAUGGAAAUACGAACUUUCCUAUUGAAACUUUAAAAUACCUCAAGUCAUCAUUGAUGAUUUUAUUUGAAGAAAUAAACAUUGAAAUAGUUCUGUCAGUGAAGUAAACAUGUUUGAUGUUUUUAUCUUUUAUCUUCAAUUUCUAAUUGCAAAAGGUUAACCAAAUCCCAUAUUUUAUCUCCUUUUUCGUAAAGUAUCUGUAACAUAUCAAAUAUUUGGAUAGUAAAUUUUGAA
This is a messenger RNA of Vigna unguiculata (cowpea), 3363 nucleotides long. RefSeq names its product Glycosyl hydrolase family 38 protein. Lineage: Eukaryota; Viridiplantae; Streptophyta; Magnoliopsida; Fabales; Fabaceae. Gene Ontology annotation, biological process: mannose metabolic process. Gene Ontology annotation, molecular function: carbohydrate binding; alpha-mannosidase activity. The record is from RefSeq and is a predicted model, not a curated record.